Molecule: messenger RNA, 1548 nt
Organism: Hypoxylon trugodes
Lineage: Eukaryota; Fungi; Ascomycota; Sordariomycetes; Xylariales; Hypoxylaceae
Exons: 4
Coding region: 178-1374 (398 amino acids)
Source: RefSeq, a predicted model, not a curated record
CUCACAUUGGCUCGAGGCAUUCAAAGGGUCGCACUGAAGUCGAUGCAACGCAAGGUCGUAGCCCUGAUCUGACAAUGUGAUAGAAAUCAUAUAUGAACUCCAGCCCGACCCUCUUCCCACGGCAAAAUGGAUUCACGCAGCUAUCUUCACCGUCCCUCUUGACACCAGCUUUUCGCAAUGUCCAUCGAACAUGAAGCCUCAAACCUGACAGACAUCCUCGAAGGUCCAGCCAUGGACCCCCCUCCCGGUGUCAUUCCCAACUUCUUGGAUCCCGGCGGUAGUCAUUCACUUGGUUAUGGCAUCGUGAUACUUGCGGGGGCCCUAGCGACUUUAUCCGUCUUGGUUCGUUUGACCUCUAGAUAUUUUCUUAGAAAAGUGGGCAUCGAGGAUGUCUUUCUAGUAAUCGCACUGGGUCUUUUUGGAGGAUUAGAAUAUAUUGACUAUUCCGUCUCGAUCUCCCCUGGUGUUCCGGUUCAUCAAUGGAACGUCCAGUUCAAACAUCUUGGGCUAUUUCUUUUCCGAAAUCAUCUUGCUUCUAUUUUCUAUUGCUUAAGUAUAAUGUUCCUCAAGCUUGCUAUCCUAAUAGACUGGCUGCAAGUAUUCGUCCCUAAGGGGCAGCGCAAUGCUAUCUUCUGGACGAUCCACGUUUUGAUAUGGAGUAACAUUGUGUUCUAUGUUUCUGGAACACUCCUUGAAAUCUUCCGCUGCUCGCCGCGCCAGAAGAUCUGGGAUCCCUUGUUCGAAGGUGGCACAUGCCCUGUGGAUGCUAAUACUAGCAAUUUCACAUCGGGUGUAUUCAACCUUGCUUCAGACAUCGCAAUUCUCGUCUUGCCCCAAUGGGUGAUCUGGAAUCUACACAUGUCAAAAGCGAAGAGAGUCGGAGUUUCGUUCCUCUUUGUUGUCGGUAUCUUUGCUACGGUUUGCGGUAUCGUCCGCACAGUCUAUUUAGUGAAAGUCGUCAACUCCGCAGACUUAAUCUACAACACAGGGAUAGUAGGUCUUUGGGCUCUUGGCGAGAUAGCUGCUGGCUUCUUGGUUAUAGGCGUCCCCGCACUUCCUAAAACCGCGAAUAGCAUCCCAAUUACCGCGUCGGCCAUAUCACUACUCCGAUCACGGGCGCGGCGAGGUACCUCCAGUGGUCACAAUGAACAGCCUAGUGCGCUGUUAUGGCGCAAGCUACCAUCGCGGAAACGUCGUGAUCAAUGGGACAUUACCGAGCUGGAAACCCACAAUUUGGUGACGGUCAAUAAUGAAAACCAGAAACCAGAGCCGCUUGCCAGAUAUUAUCGCAUUGGGGAUACACGAACUCCCGAAAAUGGCAGAUUAGACGGAGUCGCAUCGGAUGCUACGACUGUUAAAGCGGUAUGGGGAUAGGACAGGUGAUAGACGUCGAAACAUUUGACAUAUUGAGGAGAACGAUACCAAUGAUUGAAUGCGUGGUCUUGCAAGGCUUGGACCCCACGGCCUUGAGGGAGUGGUACUGUUACAAUGAUGUUAUUUUUCUAGGAUUCAAGUUGCAGUCUUACAUAUUAUAAAAAUCCUCAUGAG